Homarus americanus (American lobster) is the source of this 2871-nucleotide messenger RNA. It is a transcript of the gene CNPYb, whose product is annotated as protein canopy homolog 3-like. The transcript is spliced from 5 exons. The record is from RefSeq and is a predicted model, not a curated record. NCBI's taxonomy places the organism in Eukaryota, Metazoa, Arthropoda, Malacostraca, Decapoda, Nephropidae. Bases 178 to 864 code for a protein of 228 amino acids.
AACUCUCCCAUAUGAUAGUGAUGCCAACAGUAACCAACGCGGCCACAGCUGAUUUGACAGUUCAUUAAUGACCUCCUGGAUGAUAUAGGUUGAUAUUUUACCACAGCGAAGCCACUACAAUUGAUCAAGACAUCUAAGAUAGUCUUCAUAGUAAGUUGGACGUGUAGACGACAAGUGAUGGAGCUUCAGGUUUAUAUAAUGAUGAUAAUAGCCCUUUGUGAGGUGGUGAGAUGUAGGAGAAACAUUGAAGAGGAAGAUUACGGUGUCAAAUUUGCAACAGAUUGUGAAGUGUGUAAGUUGGUGGCCAAAGAGGUUAAUGAGAGACUGGUGGCCAAAGAUUCUUCAGGUGUCAUUGAAACCGGAUAUAAUAUUGAUGCCAAGAAGAAAAAGACAAAAUACAGUAAAUCUGAGUUGAGACUGGUGGAGACACUGGAAGAGGUGUGUGAGGGUAUGCUUGAGUAUCGUGUGCACAAGGAGCGGAAAGAUUCUACACGAUGGGCCAAAAAAAUGAGUCAGACCUUCGAGACCCUUCACAACCUCGUAAACAAAGGAGUGAAGGUAGACCUAGGGAUUCCUCAAGAGCUGUGGGAUGAACCAUCAGCAGAAGUAGCACAUCUCAAGACUCAGUGUGAGGGUUUCAUUGAGGAUUAUGAAGAUGACAUCAAUGAAUGGUAUUUUGGGGAACAGGCGACCAAUUUACAAGAAGCUGUUUGUCGGAAAGUUCUCAAGAAUAAGAAAUGCCUCACUGAACCCUUUGGGGAGAAUGUCAAGAGUGAUUCUGGUGACAACCACAAAGAAGAUACAGGAAAAAAUGGUAAAAGGAAGAAAGCAGAUGCAGAGAAAAGAAGCAAGAGUGAAUUAUAAUGGUGGGCUAACAUUAUGCUAUGUUGUGCGAUGGUCACAAAUUGUUGCAUUUGUAGUGGAUGAUUUUAAUGUAGUAAUUUCAUUGUUUGGGCUCAUGAUACUGAACCAAUUUUACCAGGUAGUACUAAACUACAUCACAUUGCGAGGACAGGUACCUAUACCUCAUGGCCGUGUACUGUAUACUCAUAAUCAUGGUAUUGUAUGGACCCAUAACAUCUUGCCAUAUUUGGAGCUUGUACUUCUCAGUAUUUUGUAUAGUACCUUAAUUGUUCAGUCUCGUCCUUAACAUAUUCUAUUAUUUUAUGCUUGGUAUUAAACCUUACAACUUUUUAAAACCAUAACCAUCUCAUAUUUCACCAUACUUAUCUGCACAUUAUUUCACAUAGUUACACAUCAUUUACCGUUUCAUUGUGGCAUAACUCUCCUGCCUCCAUCAUGCAGCUAUAGGACACCCAAAAAAAAAAUAUAGGUUAAAAUUUGGGCAAAGUAACCUUUAAAAAUAUAAAACACACCUGAGCAGCUAUGAAAGUAAAAAACAAUGUAAAAUCAGCAUAUGUUUUCCCUGUGUGGGGUUGCGAGUCAUCUAGCUGUACGAUUUCACUAUUUUGUUUUGCAAACACCCCCCGCACAAUAUAUAGUCAUCAUUACUACUGAGUAGACUAGAUUCCAUUUUUUCUUUUUCAUAUACUGUACACCAAUAUGUUGGGGGCCCCUGGCAACACCCAAUCACUCUAGGAGCAGAAUUGAUGCACUCACCAAGGUUGAAAUGUUAAAAGUUAGGCCUGCAGCAAUCUCCUAUAGACGAAAGUCAGGACUUGCACAGAAAAGGUUGAGAAUUCGGUGGUGCAGCACUUCUCUCUUCUUUUAAAGGUUACUGGUGCACACUCAGGUCACCCCAUUUCCACCCAGUUGUGAAUGGGUAAUCUAACUUUAUAGUUAAAGUGGAGGUGGUCUUGUGUGGUGCUCUCUCGUGUUCCAUAGGCUUACCGGUAGUCUAUAGUUUUGUAUCGGCACUGCUUGUAAUGCUCUCACUUUCAUGGUCUUGGUAAUGCAGCGAUGUAUCGGCUUCUGAUUACUAGAAAUAUUUUAAAUAAGAACAUGUAUGAAGAGUAAAAAUGUUCACUUGGCAAAGGAAGUACUGAACCUUAUUAACGAGAGAGUAAUAAGUUUUGGUCUGACACAGCACUUUGUUGGAUAAUAUGGAAGCAAAAUGGUUGCAAAUCACCAUGAAUAGAAUCAUCACAUUAUUUCUAUUUUGAACUACAUGAGCAGACAAAUCUACUUCAAGGUUUUUAGGUUUGCACCAUGUGCUUAAAACAUAAAAUACAGUACAGUACUUGGUUUAUUGUGUGAUUAUAUUUAUGAAACCUUUCUAAUGUGGGCCAUUAUGAAGUAUGAAGGUGAUGUAUGGUAGACAACUGAAUUAGACAUAAUAAUUUUCACUAAAGAGAUCCAUUGAUGGAGAAAGGAAAUUUCAGUGUCAUUCAUAUUGGCAAUUAGAAUACAGUACUGUACUGUAGAGUACUUUAUACUACUCUUGUGGAUGUGCUUCCAUAGAUGUGCAAGCUCAAUUGAUCUGCCAUUUGUUAUAAGCUAAUGUAUGUCGGGUGUUGUUUUUAUAUGUUGCCCUGCUAUCAGUAUUGAAAUUUCUUUUGUGUUGAUAUUUGUGGUAAGUUACAUCAGUCAUUUCAGGACUUGUGACUAGUUUAUUGCUUAGUUUCUACUUUAUUUGUGUUACAAAUUGUUUUAGUUCAUAAACUUGACUCCUGUUAUCUUAGUAUUUCAUAAUAUGAAUUUUUGUUGUUCUGACUGCAUACAGUUUUAGAUGUUUGUGUUAUUUAAAUUUCCUGAAUGAAGGUGAUUUAGGUGUAAAGAGUACAUGAUUUUUUAAUUAAAAUUUAGUAAUACUGUAAUGAAUAUUUUUAUAAUGUUUGAAUUUGUACUAUACAGUACCUUAUGUGUGGUGGAAUUUUCAUACUACUACUUACAAUAAAUGUUUGUAGUCUU